Molecule: messenger RNA, 7487 nt
Organism: Sorex araneus (European shrew)
Lineage: Eukaryota; Metazoa; Chordata; Mammalia; Eulipotyphla; Soricidae
Gene: ARAP2
Product: ArfGAP with RhoGAP domain, ankyrin repeat and PH domain 2
Exons: 33
Coding region: 266-5392 (1708 amino acids)
Biological process (GO): positive regulation of GTPase activity; signal transduction
Molecular function (GO): protein binding; GTPase activator activity; phosphatidylinositol-3,4,5-trisphosphate binding
Source: RefSeq, a predicted model, not a curated record
CGGUCGAGCAGCCCUAGUAAUUGGCGGCGGCGCGGUCCCGCCCAUCCGCCGAACCCGCGGCAUCAGCAGGCACCUGGCCCGGCGCGGGAAGGAGGAGCGGCGGGAGGCAGGCUUAAGCACAUAAAGCAGCCACAGUGGAGAAAAUAACAUUUGGAGAUACUUUUCUGUUGCAAGCGACAGAGGGAAAACCAACAGAGCAGUGCACUCCCUUGUGUAUCUCAUUGUCCUGCUUUUAGUAACUCCGCUCAGUAAUGAAGUCAUCAUUAUGUCCUCAACCAGUGAAGUAAAUGUUGAUAUCAAAGAUUUCCUAAUGAGCAUUAAUUUGGAGCAGUAUCUCUCACACUUUCAGAAGUUUGGAUUUAAUACUGUGAAGGAUUGUGCAGGCAUAAAUGACGGUGUGCUCCACAAAAUUGGAAUAUCCCCCACAGGACACCGGAGGAGGAUUCUUAAACAGCUACAGAUCAUCCUGCUUAAAAUGCAGGACAUUCCCAUAUAUGCCAACGUUCAAAAAUCAAGGAAGAUUGAUGAAGCUUUGCAGGAUUACCAUGUUCCAGCUCUUGAUCAGAAUACUUGCACAGAACUUUUGGCGUCCAGUGGCGUUCACGUACCCAACCCAGAGCAUUUGAAGGGUGUUACAAAAGGUCUUGGCCAGAUUGAUGCCCGUGUGGAAAAUAGUCAGUCUCUUAAAUCAACUGAUAAGAUACUGCUUCCUGCACAUAACUUUCCCAUUCCAGAAGAAGAACCUCAAGAACCACACUUGAAUUUGAGUUCUUUUCAAGGUUCUUUGCUUGAUAGUAAAAAUAUUACAGUCGAAUCGUUGAUUACAAGGAAGACGGUGGAUGGCACAAUUGAAGAACAGCCUGAAAAGAUUGAUUUGAUCUCCAAAAAUGUGAACCAGCUUCCCAAGGUGGACCCUCAGAGUCUUUCUUUGCUUGGAUGUUCAGUGUCAGAGACAAAUGCUGGGAGUGGAACUAAUGGCUUAGUAAAGAGCUCCCCGCCACCCCCGUUCUUCCAGUUCCAAGGAGAAAUGGUUGUAAAUGAUUUGUAUGUUCCGUCAUCUCCAAUGCUAACACCUAUGAGAAGCCGUAGUAAAUUGGUUUCAAGACCAUCUCGAUCUUUUCUCUUGAGACAUCGACCUGUGCCAGAAAUUCCAGGGUCAGCAAAAGGAGUUUCAGGGAGCUAUAUCCGAGAGAGAAGAAAUGGUACUACCUCUACUGGAAAGCCUGUAAUGCAGCCAAAUUCAAAUGAAGAAAAUUCAUCUUCCAUCUUUCCUUAUGGAGAGACCUUUCUCUUCCAGAGACUAGAAAGUCCUAAGAAGAGAUGUAUAAGGAAUGAAUUUUGGGCCAAUGAAGAACCAGCUAAGGGGGAAACAACUACUGAUAAAACCUCUCUUAUUGUCAACUCAAGUAUAUAUGAUAACCGGAGGGAGAAGUUAAGUGAAGACAAAGUAGAAGAUAUUUGGAUACCUCGCGAGGACAAGAGCACCAUUCCGGUCGACUCUGCUUCGGAAUCAGAAUACUCAACAGUGGAGGAAUGUUUUCAAAGUUUAAGAAGAAAAAAUUCAAAGGCAUCUAAGUCUAGGACUCAGAAAGCAUCAAACUUAGACCCUGUUAAUAGGCAUAGUUAUCCCCUAGGCUCAACCAGCGGGAGCCCCGACUCUCCAGUCAUUUCAGCCAAUGCAAUAUCCCCCUAUGCCUGCUUUUACGGAGCUGCUGUGAGGAAGGUGAAAUCAGGAUGGCUCGACAAACUGUCUCCUCAAGGAAAACGCAUGUUUCAGAAGAGAUGGGUGAAAUUUGACGGCCUUAGCAUUUCCUAUUACAAUAAUGAGAAGGAGAAGUAUUCCAAAGGAAUCAUUCCUCUUUCUGCUAUAUCUACGGUACGAGUUCAAGGCGACAACAAAUUUGAAGUUGUUACAACACAAAGAACUUUUGUUUUCAGAGUAGAAAAAGAAGAAGAGAGAAAUGACUGGAUCAGCAUCCUCUUAAACGCAUUGAAGUCCCAGUCCCAGUCCUCUCAGUCCCAAGCAGUCAUACCUGAGAAAAGUGGAUAUCUGGAAUUGAGAGGUUAUAAAGCCAAAAUUUUUACCGUGUUAAGUGGAAACAGCGUGUGGCUUUGUAAAAAUGAACAGGAUUUUAAGAGUGGACUUGGUAUUACCAUCAUUCCAAUGAAUGUAGCAAAUGUGAAGCAAGUAGACCGAACUGUGAAACAAUCCUUUGAAAUAAUUACUCCCUAUAGGAGUUUUAGCUUUACAGCAGAGUCUGAAAAAGAGAAGCAAGAGUGGAUUGAAGCUGUGCAGCAAUCGAUAGCAGAAACUCUCUCUGAUUAUGAAGUAGCUGAGAAGAUUUGGUUCAAUGAGUCCAACAGGAGCUGUGCAGAUUGUAAAGCCCCAGAUCCUGACUGGGCAUCCAUCAAUCUCUGUGUUGUCAUCUGUAAGAAGUGUGCAGGGCAACAUAGGUCUUUAGGUCCAAAAGACUCCAAAGUUAGAAGUCUGAAAAUGGAUGCCAGCAUUUGGAGCAAUGAGCUUAUUGAGCUUUUUAUUGUGAUUGGAAACAAAAGAGCAAAUGACUUUUGGGCUGGUAAUCUUAAAAAAGAUGAAGAACUGCACAUGGACUCUCCAGUAGAAAAGAGAAAAAACUUUAUCACCCAGAAGUACAAAGAAGGAAGAUUCAGGAAAACGCUCUUGGCAUCUCUCACGAAGGAAGAAUUAAAUAAGGCUCUGUGCGCAGCUGUAGUGAAGGCAGACGUUCUGGAAACAAUGGCUUUGCUCUUCAGUGGAGCGGAUGUCAUGUGUGCAACCGGGGACCCCACGCAUAGCACCCCCUAUCUGCUGGCCAAGAAGGCAGGGCAGACCCUGCAAAUGGAAUUUCUCUACCAUAACAAAUUCUCAGAUUUCCCGCAACAUGACAUUCACUCUGAAGGUGGAUUAAGCCAGGAAUCCUCCCCUUCUGUGUUCCUCUGUGACUUUCUAUAUCAGGUUCCUUCUGCUGCUUCUAAACUCGCUUCAGAGAAAAAAGUGCUCGAAGAGACAAAUAGAAAGUGGUGCGUUUUUGAAGGUGGCUUCCUGAGUUACUAUGAACAUGAUAAGUCUACGACACCUAAUGGCACCAUAAAUAUCAAUGAAGUUAUCUGCUUGGCUGUACACAAAGAAGACUUCUACUUAAAUACUGGGCCCAUCUUUACCUUUGAGAUCUAUUUACCCUCAGAACGUGCAUUUUUAUUUGGAGCUGAAACAUCUCAAGCUCAAAGGAAAUGGACAGAGGCCAUAGCCAAGCAUUUUGUUCCCUUUGUUGCUGAAAACUUAACAGAAGCCGACUAUGAUUUGAUUGGUCAACUCUUCUACAAGGACUGCCAUGCCCUGGAUCAGUGGAGGAAAGGCUGGUUUGCUAUGGACAAAUCUAGUUUACGUUUUUGCCUUCAAAUGCAAGUUCAGGAAGAUAGAAUGCACUUAAGAAGACUGCAAGAGCUAACCAUUAGCACAAUGGUUCAAAAUGGGGAAAAAAUAGAUGUUUUGCUGUUGGUAGAAAAAGGGAGAACAUUAUACAUCCAUGGGCAUACCAAGUUGGAUUUCACAGUCUGGCAUUCUGCAAUUGAAAAAGCAGCAGGUACAGAUGGUAAUGCAUUACAAGAUCAGCAGCUCAGCAAAAAUGACGUUCCCAUUAUCGUGAGCAGCUGUAUAGCAUUUGUUACACAGUAUGGUUUAGGGUACAAAUAUAUCUAUCAAAAGAAUGGCGAUCCUCUGCACAUAAGCGAACUCCUGGAAAGUUUUAAAAAAGAUGCAAGAAGUUUUAAAUUGAGGGCUGGAAAACAUCAGCUUGAAGAUGUGACGGGAGUACUGAAAAGAUUCCUCUCUGACAUUGAUGACGCCGUUCUUACUAAGGAGCUGUAUCCUUAUUGGAUUUCUGCUUUAGAUACCCAAGAGGACAAAGAAAGAAUUAAAAAAUAUGGAGCAUUUAUAAGGACUCUUCCAGGCGUCAACCGAGCAACAUUGGCAGCUGUGAUUGAACAUCUUUACCGGGUUCAGAAAUGCUCAGAAAUCAACCACAUGAAUGCUCACAAUUUGGCCUUGGUCUUUUCAUCAUGCUUGUUUCAAACUAAAGGACAAACUAGUGAAGAAGUGAAUGUAAUUGAGGACUUAAUUAAUAAUUAUGUUGAAAUAUUUGAGGUUAAAGAAGACCAAGUCAAACAAAUGGACAUAGAAAAUAGCUUUAUUACCAAGUGGAAAGACACUCAAGUUUCCCAGGCUGGAGAUCUGUUGAUUGAAGUGUAUGUAGAGAGGAAGGAACCUGACCGUAGUAUUAUAAUUCGGAUAUCCCCUAUGAUGGAAGCAGAGGAAUUGACUAAUGAUAUACUAGCAAUAAAAAAUAUUGUUCCUUUAAAAGGUGAUAUCUGGGCCACUUUUGAAGUAAUUGAAAAUGAAGAACUAGAGCGCCCCCUUCACUACACAGAAAACAUAUUGGAGCAGGUCCUGCGGUGGAGUUCAUUAGCUGAGCCUGGCUCUGCUUACCUUGUGGUGAAAAGAUUUUUAAACACAGACACAAUCAGACACUACAAUGAGAGGAGAACCCAGGAAAGUAUUAAAGAGGGCAUCUUGAAAAUCAAAGAAGAACCAUCUAAAAUACUAUCAGGGAAUAAGUUUCAAGACCGGUAUAUUGUUUUACGAGAUGGUCAUCUCUUUCUUUACAAGGAUCUGAAGAGUAGUAAACAUGACAAAAUGUUUUCGCUCAGUUCAAUGAAGUUUUUUCUUGGAGUGAAAAAGAAAAUGAAGCCACCGACAAGUUGGGGUUUGACAGCAUAUUUUGAAAAGCAUCACUGGCACUUGUGCUGUGAUAGUUUACAGACUCAGAUGGAGUGGAUGACUAGUGUCUUCAUUGCCCAGCAUGAGAAUGAUAUAUGUCCACCAGCUGGAAAGGAACGGAAGCGCUCAAUAACCAAAAAUCCCAAAAUCGGAGGUUUGCCUCUGAUUCCCAUUCAGCAUGAAAGAAAUGCAAGCCAAGCCCUGAGAAAUAUAGAGAGUGCGAGAGCAGAACUCGAAAAGCUGCGGCUGAGUGAGAAGCAGGAUCCAGAGCCCGGGGACCACACCUUGAAGGACAAGGCCUCCCUGGUGGCCCAGUGCCUGGAGCAGAAGGAUGAAAAACUCCGAAAUCGAGCCAGAAAACAUCGAAGUUUCAAUUGUCUGGAGGACACCGAGGCUGGGGUUCUUCCUGGGCAGCAAAAAGGCCUUAAAAACCUAAAGACGUUGAAGAAGGCAGAAGAUAGGAAUAAGGGUGCUCUGGACUCUGAUCAUAAGUUACCAUCAAAGGUCAUCGAAGAACUCAGUGCCGUUUUGCAGAGGUCUAGAACCCUGCCAAAAGAGUUACAGGGUGAGCAGGUCUUGCAGAAAGAAGUCAAAUGAAUUGUGUUGCAAAUUCCUUUUAUUUUUCUUUAAAUGUUGACUACUAAAUGUGUGAAAACCAGAAACCAAACUUCGAGAUAAUUUAAGUCUCUGGUUUGUCUGGCUACCCACACACAUUUACAGAGCAUUUAAAAUUAUGUGUGUGUAAUAUAUAUAUACAUAUAUAAUAUAUAUGUAUAUAUAUAUUACAAAUGUAUGUAUGUAUGUAUAUGUAUGUAUGUAUAUAUACACAUUAAGAGUAAGCUCUAUGAACAAUGCCUGUAUAGUUCAAUUGUAUUAACUUUAUGUAAAAAGAGAUCGGGUUACUUUGAGUGGCCAACCUUUUAAAGUAGUUGAGUGGUGUUAUUUAUAGCCAGGACACUCAAACUGUACUGUAUAAAAUACUGAGGUGAAGCUAUAUGUAACAUUUUGCACUUUGGGAAGCUUUGUAUAUUGUUACUGUGUGAUGUUCUGUUUUUUGGUUUACAUGCAGUCUACCUUAGGGAAAAAGGAUGAACGCUGAAAUGGGAUAGAUAUUAUUGACUGUCUAGUGAACAAUACAGGAUUUUAUAUAAAGAGGGAAGGGAAGAGCAAAUGUCCUGAAAACCAAGGACACCAGUGAAGAUUCACUCUCUCUCAGUGUUACCUAGAACUUGAUCAUGAGAAACUGCCUAUUAAGAAAAAAGCCGACUUUGGUGUUUUUCAAGAGUAACAUACACCUGAAUCUUGGCGCUGGUCAUGUUUAUUUAUGUUGUUAGGGAACUGAUCCUGUGGACCCGCACUGUAUGGAACAGAUGGCGGACAUCCAAGGUGGCAGAGACACUGUCCCUGUAAUCAGGCACCAUUAUGAAAAGCAAAAACAAUUUCUUACUAUGCUUUUUGGUACGAACAAAAUUCAUCACAGGGUUCUAUUGUUAUUUGAUGUUGAGAUAUUUGGUUUUGUCUUGUUUUGUUUUUUGUUUUGUUUCUACGUUUUUGGGUAACACCCAGCAAUGCUCAGGAAUUACUCCUGGUGAGCUCGGGGGACCGUAUGGGAUGCCAGGAAUCAAACUCGAAUCCUGGACAGCCACUUGCAGGGCAGGCGCCCUUCUCCUCUUCUCUGUGCUAUUGCUCACGCCUGGGAGAUGUUUGUUAUGUUAAUGAAGAUUGUUAAUCUGCAGCGUCAGAAUGAACUGGAAGCGUACACCCUGUGCCCUCUAAGUGGAAGGGGUAUAGUCCUACUGUACUUUUGGAAGCUGUUUUACAUUUAAUAUGUUUUACUUUUAAACUGUUUUACGUUUAAUAUGUUUUAAAAUUGAGUUAACAUUGACUCACAACGUAUGUUUUAGGAGUACAGCCUGCACCUCUUCAAAGCCCUGCCAUGCCUACCACUGAAUUACCAAUCUUGCAUUUUUUGAAAAUAAAAUUGUCAUCUCUCCCCUGAGCCUAAUGAGUAACAAAUCUCUCUGCUUUUGCUUUCACCCAAAGAUAAGCUACUGAGUAAUCAUCCCAAGACGAACAACACUCUAUAAUAAUAGAUUAUGUUAACAGAAGCACUUUUCAUCAGUAUCCUUACAGUUUUGUUAGGCCUAGUAACUUCUGUUAAAAUUCACUUUCUGUUCCUAAGUGUAUUUGAGCAUUUUUUUGUCUGUCUGCAAAUGUCCAUACUUUGGUCAGUCCACAUCUAAAGCAGUAAUAGGCUGUUAAAUAAUUUAUUUAUCACAAAAACCUAGUAACUUACAUGUUGGGGAGAUAAAAUAAUUCAUAAUGGUUGUGAUAUUUAUUCUUUAAAUACAGCUAGAUUGGGAUUUGAAAAAAAAAAGAAACUGCGGGUCAGUUUUUAAAAUCAUCCUACUGGCAAGCCUUCCUUUUAAAGCAAGACAUACUGGUAUUAGGGGGAAUAUCUAAAACUUGUUCUUAAUAAAUGAUAAUAUUUAUGUUUUAUGAGAUAGGAAAACAUUAAAAUGUGUUUGACAUUGUUGCGUAUCUGGAGUUUCCUCUGCCUUAUUUGAAUAUUUUUGAAACUUUGUAGUUUCUGUUUAUCCAUUUAUGGUUUUCUCCAUUUUUCAGAUGUAACGUAAGGGCUAAUAAUGAUAUCAGACUUUGAGUACAAAUUAAAAUUGUUUUACAAGUCUAA